UUCAUAUAUUGUUUAUGUUAGAUUUCAAUUAGAAGAAUGAGUUUCAAAAAAACUUAUUUAUUCAAAAUAGUAAAUGAAAAAGGAAUAUGUAACAAUUUAAAUUUGUAGGAAUCGAUUAAUUACUGCAAUGGCAUCUUCGCAAGAUGCUUGGUAUUUGUCCUUAUUAGGUUUAGCGGAAUAUUUUAGGACUUCAAGUACACCUAUGAUUAAACAGUGUAUUCAGUGUCUUCAGGCUGUUUUUAAUUUCAAACCACCACCCAGAGUUGAAGCAAGGACUCAUUUACAACUAGGAAAUAUAUUGUUGACCCAUACGAAAAAUACAGAUUUGGCAAAGAAUCAUUUAGAACAAGCUUGGCAUCUUUCCCAAGUAAUCAAUACAUUUGAUGAUGUAAAAUUUGAAGCAGCCAGUGUACUAGCAGAGUUAUAUGAACAGCAACAGCAAAUUGCUUUGUCGAAACCUAUUUUGAGGAAAGCAAUUGAGUUAUCCCAACAUAAUGUAUAUUGGCAUUGUAGGCUGAUAUUUCAACUUGCACAAAUCCAUGCAACAGAGAAAGAUUAUCAACUCGCAAGUAGUUUGCUUGGAGUUGGUGUAGAUUAUGCCCAUAUUUCAAAUGCAUACUAUACAAGAGUUUUAUUUUUAUUAAGCAAAGGAAUGUUGUUGUUAAUUGAUAAAAAAAUACAAGAAGUACAAGGUGUAUUAAGUCAAGCAGGCCAUUUAAUAGAGAGUUGGACAGGAGCACCAUAUCAAAAAGAAUAUCUUAAAGUUUAUUAUCUUGUUUUACAAGUUUGCCAUUAUCUUAUGAGUGGACAGGUGAAAAGUGUGAAACCUUGUUUGAAGCAAUUGCAACAAAGUAUUCAAACAAUAAUGGGAAGUGAUGAUAUUUUCACUGGACCAAGUGCGGGAGACAUGUUUUUGUGGAUGCCUAAAGAGCAUCUUUAUGUUUUGGUUUAUUUAGUUACAGUAAUGCAUAGUGUUCAGGCAGGUUAUAUGGAAAAGGCUCAGAAGUAUACAGAUAAAGCUUUAAUGCAAAUAGAAAAAUUGAAAAUUGUCGACAACAAACCAAUUUUAUCUACUUUUCAACUGAUGCUGUUAGAACAUAUAAUUAUGUGUCAUUUAGUGAUGGGAAAUAAAACGCAGGCACUUCAAGAAAUUUCCACUGUUGUAAGUUUAUGCAGACAGAAUCCUCGAUUGUUGGAGUGCCAUUGGCCACAACUGCAUACACUUUUAGGACUGUAUUCCAUGAAUAUGAACUGCAUGGAAGCAGCGGAAGCUCAGUUUAUGGUCACGUUAAAUAUUCCGAGGGAUAAGGAGCUGUGGACAUUUGCAAAUCUCAACUUAGCGAUCGUUUAUUUGAGGACUAAGAGGGAAGCUGAUUUCAAUGCUUUGCAUGACAGGAUCAACCCAGAAGCGUUGCCAUCUCAUUCGCAUAGUUUAAAAGCAGCCGCUUAUUAUGUACAGGGACUUCAUGCUUUUUUCCAGUGUAGAUACAAUGAGGCAAAACGAUAUUUACGUGAAACAUUAAAAAUGGCCAACUCUGAAGAUCUAAAUAGGCUCACUUCUUGUUCACUGGUGUUAUUGGGACAUAUAUUCCUGUCUUUAGGAAACAGUAGGGAGAGUAUGAACAUGGUUACUCCUGCCAUGCAAUUAGCAAGUAAAAUACCAGAUGUUCACGUGCAAUUGUGGGCUUCUGCAAUUUUGAAAGAUCUCUACAGAAUAUGCAACGAUAUGGCGAACGAGAAUGAAGCAUAUCAAAGGCAUGUACAUUUUUCACAAAUGCUGCUCAACGAUCAUUUUCAGGCUUCACAGAUGCCAGAACAUGGCCUUAUAACAUGGACUCAGGGUAACCUUCCCCCUCAAUUACCUAACGAGGGACCUUGCACAUCAGGAGUUAUGUUAUAGUUUUAAAUUCAUGUAAUAUUUCAAAUUGUGUAUAAAAUUAACAAAUUUUUAUAUUGAGAGGAAUAUGUUUUCAUAUUAAAAUAAUUUAUGAGAAAA
Molecule: messenger RNA, 1996 nt
Organism: Coccinella septempunctata (seven-spotted ladybird)
Lineage: Eukaryota; Metazoa; Arthropoda; Insecta; Coleoptera; Coccinellidae
Gene: Mau2
Product: MAU2 chromatid cohesion factor homolog
Exons: 10
Coding region: 128-1900 (590 amino acids)
Biological process (GO): maintenance of mitotic sister chromatid cohesion; mitotic sister chromatid cohesion
Cellular component (GO): chromatin; SMC loading complex
Molecular function (GO): double-stranded DNA binding; protein binding
Source: RefSeq, a predicted model, not a curated record